AUGGCGGAAGAGGAGAGCCAGUUUGAAGAAUUUGAGCAAAUAGACUUUUUAAGAGAUCGACAUGUACGAUUCUUCCAGAGAACACUCCAGGUGUUACCUGAGAGAUACGCCUCGCUGGAAACAACCAGGUUAACUAUCAUAUUUUUUGCCCUGUCUGGUCUUGAUGUGCUGGAUGCCCUUGAUGUUAUUGAUAGGAACACCAUGAUUGAAUGGAUCUACUCACUACAGGUUCUGCCCACAGAGGAUCAGUCUAACAUAAGCCGUUGUGGGUUUCGAGGAUCGUCUCACAUUGGAAUUCCUUACAGCACUAAGGGGCCAGGUGUGCUCCAUCCAUAUGACAGCGGCCAUGUAGCUAUGACCUACACUGGGCUGUGCUCGCUGCUAAUACUGGGAGACAACCUGAGCCGUGUUAACAAACAGGCCUGUCUGGCUGGUCUCAGAGCACUGCAGCUGGAGGAUGGCAGUUUCUACGCAGUGCCAGAAGGAAGUGAAAAUGAUAUACGCUUUAUCUACUGUGCAGCUAGUAUUUGUUACAUGCUGGAUGACUGGUCAGGCAUGGACAUACAGAAGGCCAUUGAGUACAUCAGAGGAAGUUUGUCAUACGACAGUGGGUUUGGCCAGGGAGCAGGGCGGGAGUCACAUGGUGGCUGGACGUACUGCGCCAUAGCCUCUCUGUGUCUGAUGGGUCGAUUGGAGGAGGCGUUGAGUCAGCGGGAGCUGGACAGGAUCCGGCGCUGGUGUGUCAUGAGGCAGCAGAGCGGCUUCCACGGGCGCCCCAACAAGCCUGUAGACACAUGCUACUCCUUUUGGGUGGGAGCUACGCUAGAGCUGUUAGACGUGUUCCAGUAUACAAACUUUGACAAGAACAGGAGCUUCAUCCUGUCCACGCAGGAUCGGUUGGUGGGGGGAUUCGCCAAAUGGCCGGACAGCCAUCCAGACCCUCUCCAUGCCUACUUAGGGCUGUGUGGUCUGUCUCUGAUCGGAGAGCCCAGCCUGAGGAAGGUCCACCCAGCUCUUAACAUCACCCAGAGAGCCUUUCAGCACCUCCAGCAGCUGCAGCAGACAUGGAGGGACAGCACUGGCAGCUGCAGCAGACAGCACUGACAGCAGCAUGAUCCACAGGUUUGCCUCUAAACACGUUCAAUCUGGAGCAUCUAACGGUAGUCAGUCAAAGGCAACUGGACUUUUGCUGUGUGUCUUGAAGAUGUUUGGCAACUCAUCUGAGAGGCCUUCUCAUUUCAGGAAUUAAGAAGGCUUUUUAAGACUCCAGUUACACAGUAGUAACUUUGAGGAACUAGUUUUAAAUUCACCUAAAGCAAUGUUUUUUUUUGAGCAAUAUCCGCCACACUUUUUUUGCUGCCUUUUUAUUAGUAGACAGUAGUAAAUAACAUUGUGCAUUGUGGUUUAUGGGGAUAGAAUUAUGUGCCAGAAAGUUCAGUAUGAGUCACUGGAGACUUGAAGAAAUUCCAGAUGCCUCACCUUUGCGAACCUUUUAGAUUAUGACAUUUUGGAAGCUCUCUGCUCCCCAGCCUCAUCAUCAUAGUUGCUGUAAACCUUUUGCUAUGAAUGAACACUACUGACUCAAUUCACAUGCACAUAAGAAACAUCCUCUAAGUAAAGGUUAUUCGCAGUCUUAGGAGGGAUGCCGAGCAGAGCUUAGGGAACAUCUAAAUUAUCUUUUUUUAAAUAGUUGUGGAGUAACAUCAGUAGCUCAAAGUUUUUGAGCAUUCUGGUCUAAUGAAUUGACUAACUAAGCUUUUGCUGAACAAUGUCUCAAUAUUCUAUAAAACAAAUAAAUGAGAUUGAUUUUCAUUAUUGUUCACAAACCAAUAUGGGCCCAGUGGUAAUUUUUUGGGGAAAUGUGGAACCUGUUGAGACAAAUAUUCAUGUUUCCUUUAGAGCAACGUUCCUACAUUCUCAGACAAAAAGAAAAACAAAAAAACAAUUCAAGGCCCUGUCCUCCAGACAGUAUAUACAGUGUUUUUUUGCCUCUCUGCCUUCAUAACAUCUCCAUCCUUACCUUGCUCUUGAACCUUUUGAAAGCCUCAAGCUCUCCACUCCCAAAGCUGAUACCAGCCUGGCAGGUUUACUCUCCUGAGCCUCUCACUUCAGCAUCCUCCAGUUUCACCACUGCAGGCAGUGAUCAGGAGACAUUUAAAUGAUAAUACAACUGCUGGGGAAAUUCACUGGAAAGGCAGCGAAGAGCCAACAAUCACCUCUGGGGUCAAAUCUAUAACAAAAAAAUCUAAAACCCCUUAAAAGAAGAUUAAAUUAAAUUUAGCUUUAGCUGGCCUUAUCAUGCCAAAUCACAGAAAACAGAUUUGUUUAAUUUAUUGUCCAACUUUUUCCUCAAGCUAACAGAAACAUAGAUUGGACCUUAAGGGAAUUUCUUUAGAUGGGGGGGAAAUCCCUUCUUUUCCUGAAAGGAAAGUAGUCAAAUUUAGCAGCAGAUCACAUCCUGACAUCCCCAGACUCCUGAACCCUGAACUGAUCUGAGCUACACUCCUUCAGCAGCUUCCAUGCUCCCUUCAGGGCUUGGGCUGGCCUGAAAUCAAUAGGACAAAGAUGAGACAGUGGCAUCAUAACUUGGGGAAAUGUAUUCUUUUGAGCAGCAGUGGGAAUCGACAUGUCGUUUUCAGAAAAAAAGGAUGCAGGCAAAACAAAGAACAGUGUACAUGAGCAGAACAGUGGGGUCCAAAAGUCUGAGACCACUUUCCUAUUCACUUGAAUUUGACACAAAGGGAUGUGACCAUUCACUGGUCACAUCCCUUUGUGUCCUAAAAUGUUGUCUACCAUGACUUGACUCUGAAUCACUACCCAGCCACUUGCAGCUCAUAAAAGUGACCUUCCAGCCUUCUUGCCCUUGAGCUGAGCUACAAAUUGGAAAAUGAUAGUUUGUUUCUAAUGAGAUCCUAACAUGGUGACACAAAAUUCUGAGCUGAGCACAGCCGGUUCCUCUUGUCUUCUCAUUACAUCAGUGCUCUGAUUCCCAGCUAGCAGUAUUACCAGCUCCACAGAUUCCUCCAGCCCCCUGCUGAAGCCACACCCUUUCAUUAUAAAACUGUUGCCACAGUAAACACCUGCUCCCUGACAUGACGAGCGAGGAGGAGACAAUAUCACAGCAGGUCAGAAAUGCAGUGGCCUGUCUCCAACACGUUACCUGCGGGAGUCUACUGUCCCAUUUCUGAAAGGAUAUGAAAAUAAUAUUGGCCCAGUGCUUUUCUUUCCAUCCACCUAAAAUGAACCUGUACCUGGCCCAGUCUCCUUUCCCGCCAAGUUGCCUUCUUGUUCAGACUUAGAAACCAAACCAGGCAGACGGAGGAAAGGAGAGAAGAGAGGAGGAGAAGUGAAUAAAUAAAUAAUUUGAUCCAUCUAUUAUUAAAAGUAAACUGUCGGAGGCUGGAAUCUCCUCUCUGAACCCUGACCAAACCUCCAGUGUUAUAUAGCCUUGUUUUAAUGCAAAAACAAUUGCUUUUUAGCGUCUUAUUUCAUUUAUUUUGUUGAUAUUAUGCCUAAGACAAUAGGCUUUGCUACAGUUGCUCUAAGUGAUGUUGCCGACAUUACUCCUGCUUUUUUUUUUUUUUUUUUUUUUUUUUCACGAACAUUUUGUUAGUUACCUCAAAAUAUUUUUUAACCUUUGUGAAAAGUAAGAUAUGACUUUCAUUGUUGCUGCUGAAUUGAGUCUCAGACACAAGUAUCAUGAUAAUACAAGUUCAACAAAAUUAGCUUUUUAAUUCACCAUAUAAUAUAAUGGUAUCAUCUUUUUUGUUAUUUUGUUUUGAAAUGUCCUAGAUCCUUGAAGUAAAUCUGAGUGGUCAAAAAUGCACUGAUAGAAAACGGUUACUGCUGCACCACCACUGUGGAGCCAGAUCAGUUCAAAUUGAAUGAUCAUGUCUCUCAUGCAUCUUCUGAAGUGACUUUUAUACUGCUUGAACUCCCUCAGCUGGGUUCUGUCCUUAGCGUACGCAGGCCAAAAAUCACAUGGCAAGACCACUUAGUCAGGCUUGACUCUGAAAUGUGCCUCACGUAGUAUUGUUCUGGGUCACUGCGCUCCGAAUGCUCUAACUUCUGAUUUCAGUACGUGCACAGCAUGCUUAAAUUGGGCUUAGCUAGGCUGUUUCUCUCAAGAAAGGCAUUGAAUAUAAGUGUUGUUUAAAGGGGGGGAGGGAGAAAAGGUGUGUCCUAAAUCUGUGUGAACAUUGAGGAAGUGGAACACCUACUCCCCUCUUCAGUUAUCCGGUCAGAUGUACUGAAAACUGACUGGUAGAAGUCGUUUUACCAGAAUCUCGCUAUCCCUUUCCUGUCCGAUCGAUAAUGUAUUUCCAGAAGGUGGAAAGACUUAGUUGUGGCAGAGCCCAUAAAUGCUUACUCGACUUUAAAAAGGAUCUGCCACUUCCUGCAGACGAAGGCUGCAUCUCAGCAGUUGUUAUAUUCGAUCUCCUUCUUCCGCCACAUCAAGCUGCAGUCGAUGUUCUCGGCCCCGCAGCAUGGAAAGAGGGGACCAAGGCUUUACACUUUAGACAAGGCUGCAGUGCAGGCUGUUUGAACGGUCCACAGAUGUGAAAGGGUUGUUUAAGUCUUUGUAAGAUGCAGUCAAAAUGCCACAUGUGAUCGAUCAUGAGCCCUUGCUCUAUCACCAACUAAUAUACAUAAUGUAAUAAUAAAUAAUGUAACAAUAAAUGUAACUGAAUUUAUUUUUUCUAUGCUUUGUAGAAAUAUUGAGUGUAGAUAAGUAUGUAAAUGUAUAUAAAUAUGUGACUUCUAUUGUGCAAGUGCUCAAGAUGAAAAAAAAUGUUUACAACUACAUCAGUGAGACAGACAGGAACUGGAUAUGCAAAUGUUCAUAUGUGAUGUAUUAUAGUACUUCAGCUUUGAAUUUGAGGACAGUAAUGUUGAUUCUAGCUUGGCAGUGCAUACUGUAUUUAUGGUGAAUAAAAACACAUACUAACUUUUACAGUA
Molecule: messenger RNA, 4959 nt
Organism: Seriola dumerili (greater amberjack)
Lineage: Eukaryota; Metazoa; Chordata; Actinopteri; Carangiformes; Carangidae
Gene: pggt1b
Product: protein geranylgeranyltransferase type I subunit beta
Exons: 9
Coding region: 1-1104 (367 amino acids)
Biological process (GO): protein geranylgeranylation
Cellular component (GO): CAAX-protein geranylgeranyltransferase complex
Molecular function (GO): CAAX-protein geranylgeranyltransferase activity
Source: RefSeq, a predicted model, not a curated record